ACUAAUACUUUAGGAACAAAUGGUUUGGUGUAAUGUUUAUGACUAAAUCAAUGAAUUAGUCAUAAAUAUGUCGAAUCGAAAAAUAAGAUCUCAAAGACAGUGCUAUUCUCCGACCGAAAGAUUUGAUUAUUUGCAGAAACUUCUUCACGAAUUCAAUGUCACAGAUUCGAGGGAAGCCAAGAGACAGGUGUUGGCCAAUAUAUGCAGCUUUGCAUACAAUCCCAUCAAUUUCGAGGCCCUCAACCGAUUGAAUAUAAUCCCAACUCUAUUGGAUUCACUCCGACUAAAGGAUGACAAACUCAAAGAGUUUGCAAUCAGUGGUCUUUGCAACCUCUCAGCA
Molecule: messenger RNA, 340 nt
Organism: Oppiella nova
Lineage: Eukaryota; Metazoa; Arthropoda; Arachnida; Sarcoptiformes; Oppiidae
Source: the annotation of a GenBank genome assembly